UAACAAACUCAGGAGUUUGAUCAGGUGGACGUGCUGAACCAUCAUCAUGCUGCGACGGUGUGCUGUGUUGCUCCUCCUCGCUCUCUUUGCUGUUGCCUUGUCAGCUCCAGUCCCAGAUGAAAACCAACCAGAUAAUUCACCUCCAGACACAUCUGGAGAUGACACAGACCAACCAGGGACCCCACCACCAGACACCUCUGGAGAUGACACAGACCAACCAGGGACCCCACCACCAGACACCUCUGGAGAUGACACAGACCAACCAGGGAACCCACCACCAGACACCUCUGGAGAUGACUCAGACCAACCAGGGAACCCACCACCAGACACCUCUGGACCAGACAACUCAGUGCAAGACAGUGAUGACAACUCUGAACCUCAAGAGAAACCUGACGAGGACUCUAGUGCCAGCCAGGAUGCAAGCAGUUGGGCUGAGGGUGAAGAGGUCAAGGAAGACACAAGUUCAACUAACGAGGAGGAGGAGGAGGACAGCAAUAAUGAGGGAGAGGCUGCUGGUGAACCAGUCGCAGGUGAGGAAGCUCCGAGUAGCGAGGAAGAUGACCAGGGACAGGUAGAUGAGGAAGUGCGCUCUGAGUCUGCAGGCGAGGAAGAAUCGGUAGAGGAAGCGGAAGUGGACGAACUGCCCCCCCAGGGUGCAGGCGAGGAAGAAUCGGUAGAGGAAGCGGAAGUGGACGAACUGCCCCCCCAGGGUGCAGGCGAGGAAGAAUCGGUAGAGGAAGCGGAAGUGGACGAACUGCCCCCCCAGGGUGCAGGCGAGGAAGAAUCGGUAGAGGACACUCAGAGUAGCGAGGAAGACGACCAGGGAGUGGAAGAGGAGGAAGUGCCCCCCCAGGGUGCAGGCGUUGAAGAAUCGGUAGAGGACGCUCAGAGUAAUGAGGAAGGCACCCAUGAAGAGGAAGUGGAGGAGCCGGGCUCCGAGUCUGAGGAGGAGGCAGAGCCUCAGACUGAGGAAAGUGAUAACGACAGCAGUCAGUCUAAUUCUCAAGAAGAGGAGGAGGAGCCACAGCUUGAAGAGAUCACAGAUGAUCCAGAUGAUCCAGCAUCACCUUAAGAUGGUUGACCUCUGACCUGUGGACGCUCCUCGACCACAGAGCCAAACCUGCUGCCUUCACUGUGGAAUAACAUCGCCAUGACAACAACCACAAAAACAACCUAAACUGCAUCUAAACUUGGAUUCCCGGCUUUCUUUGUGCUUCCUUCUCAGUUCUGUUUCUCUCUGUUUCGGUUGUAUGUCUUAUUAUUAUUUUUAUUUUAACUCUGGUGCGUUAGCAGAAAUAAAACUAAAUAUCUUAAUAUCUGGUCUCACUCUCUGUCUGUGUGCCGUCAGUCUGACGUAGAAGCAUCAGAGCAGCCGCUGACCUCGGGUCUGACCUCGGAUCUGCUCUUGGGUCUGACCUCGGAUCUGACCUCGGGUCGGACCUGGGGUCUGACCUCAGGUCUGCUCUCGAGUCCAACCUCAGGUCUGCUCUCGGGUCCGACCUCAGGUCUGCUCUCGGGUCUGACCUGGGGUCCGACCUCAGGUCUGACCUCAGGUCUGACCUCAGGUCUGCUCUCGGGUCCGACCUCAGGUCUGCUCUCGGGUCUGGACCUCAGCUGCUCAUACGUCAUUUACUGUGCAAACAUUUAAAGAUAAGUAAUGUCAGUGACAAAUGAUUGUCUGUACACAGAAGAACUAAUAAAGUCUGAACUGUCCCUGAA
Messenger RNA from Solea senegalensis (Senegalese sole), 1719 nucleotides. RefSeq names its product acidic repeat-containing protein-like. The record is from RefSeq and is a predicted model, not a curated record. The transcript is spliced from 10 exons. Bases 47 to 1072 code for a protein of 341 amino acids. NCBI's taxonomy places the organism in Eukaryota, Metazoa, Chordata, Actinopteri, Pleuronectiformes, Soleidae.